AUGGAACGCAAACACAAGCCCACCUCUAUCCCCGUCUCUCCCCAAAUGGCCCAGCCCAUUGUCGACCUCUCGGACAAUGUGCUCACGGCGCGGCUACCCAGCGGCGACUCCGUGACCGUCUACCUCUACGGGGCGACCGUGACGUCCUGGAAGACGUCCAACGGCGCCGAACAACUCUUCCUCUCUUCGGCCGCUGCCCUGGACGGUUCAAAGCCCAUCCGCGGCGGCAUCCCACUCGUCUUCCCCGUUUUUGGGCCUCCUCCGAAAUCCCACGCCACGGGCCAGCUGCCUCAACAUGGGUUUGCGAGGAACAGCUACUGGGAGUUUCUGGGCAAGAGCAGCAGCGAGUCUCUGGGACGUAAGGCGGACGACAGUGUCAAGUUGGACUUUGGGUUGAGUUCGUCCAUGCUCGACGAGAGUGUGCGAAAGAAGUGGCCGUACGAGUUUGGCCUGGUCUACAGCGUGACCCUGGGCAAGGGCAAGCUGGAGUGCCAGAUGCACGUGCAGAACAAGGGCGACCAGUCAUUUGAGUUCCAGUGCUUGUUCCACACGUACCUGGCCGUCAAGGCAAGUGAUCGCGGCAAGGAUAUCCACAAAACUGCCGUCCGAGGCCUCCAGUCCUCGCCGUACGUCGACAAAGUCCGGUCCGCGCAGACCUUCACGGAAGAGUCCUCCUCACUCUCCUUCACCGGCGAGACCGACCGCGUCUACACGCCUCCCACGGAUCCCAAGGCCAACAACACGCUUGUGCCGUUGAUCGUGACAGAGAACGGCCAGGACAGCUUCGUGGUCACUCGGGACGCGCUGCCGGACGUGACGGUGUGGAACGGGUGGGAAGACAAGAUCAAGGGCAUGGGCGACUUCGAGCCCAAGGACGGGUGGACGAGGUACCUCUGCAUCGAGCCGGGCACCGUGAGCUCGUGGACGAAGCUCGAGGCGGGUGACGCGUGGGAGGGCGCCUGCUCGUAUGAGAGCAAGCUCUGA
Fonsecaea erecta is the source of this 984-nucleotide messenger RNA. RefSeq lists its product as hypothetical. The transcript has 2 exons. Gene Ontology annotation, biological process: carbohydrate metabolic process. Gene Ontology annotation, molecular function: carbohydrate binding; isomerase activity. Lineage: Eukaryota; Fungi; Ascomycota; Eurotiomycetes; Chaetothyriales; Herpotrichiellaceae. The record is from RefSeq and is a predicted model, not a curated record. The coding region runs from base 1 to 984 and encodes 327 amino acids.